AGCUUCACCUUUGCAAGAGAAGAGUCGUGACAAAAGGUGUUCCCAGUUUCCCUCUUUUCUCCGCGCCGCAAACAUAAAAACGGAAAACUUGUUUUGUACUGGUGGGGUUUGCUAACGUGAGCCUUUCCUACUGAUCUUUACUUUACUUGUUUCUUUUUCCCUCCAAAGAAUCAAUCCCUUCCUUCCACUCACAAGCCCUCCCUUUAUGUCACUAUAAAUCUCUCUUUCUUUUUGUGGUUAUUAUUGGGUGAAGCUUGGUGAUGGAUUUGGAGAUUCAGAAAUUUGAUAUAGGAAUAGGAGGCGAUUUAUCAGAUAUCACAAAAAAAAAAGUAUAGAUCAUUGAAGUAAGAGCACGAAUGUGCACCCAAUACCCAGAAAGUGGGCCAUGGCAUUCCUUGCCGCUCUUUGCCCCAAUCUUCCCACCACCUCUUCUUACCUUCGCACCUCCAAGUUAUGCUCCUUGAAGCUCAACAAAGAGGAUAAAAUAGCUUUUAUGAUAACAACAAAAAGUCGGGGUCAUUCCUUGAAGGUCAUCAGAUCAGUACUAAAUAACAGGAAUUCAAGGAUUAAUGACAAUGGGGUUACAGAACCUGCAAAGAUUCUUCUUGAGAGAUUGUUUGCACAGACGCAGAAAUUGGAAGAGCAGAUGAGCAGAGAUUCUCAACUCCCUGAAGAUGUUCAGCUGGUGCUUAACCUUGAGGUCCUGGAGUCUGAUCUUCAUGCUGCAUUGGCAGCCUUACAGAAAAAGGAAGAAGAUCUACAAGAUGCAGAAAGGAUAGUCUUCUUGGAACACAGUGAAUUAAAACGUGCAAAGGAGGAGUUGGAGCAACGUGAAGAAGAAAUUGCCGCUGCUUGCUCUAAUCAUGAACAAUUGGAAGAGGAGCUGAAGCAAGCUAAUCUUAAUUUAGCUUCUCAAGCCGGUCAGAUAGAAGAUCUUAAGCUUCAACUCAAGGAGAAAGACCAGGAUAUUGCUGCUGCCCAAUCUGCACUAUCUUUGAAAGAAGAGGAAAUGAAUAAAAUGAGAAAUGAACUGGUGAAGAAGAGUGAAGAAGCUGCCAAGACAGAUUCUGAUCUCAAAUCUAAAGCUCGUCUCUUAAAUGAAGCCAAUAAAGUCAUGCGGAAACAAGAAGAUGAGCUUCAAGGACUCCGGAAAGCUAUUCGGGAUAAAGAAGAAGAACUAGAAUUUUCUCUGACCUCGAGGAAACUUGAAGAGGAGAAAUUAAAAGUUGCAGAGGCCAAUUUGGAGAAUCGGACGAUGGAGUGGUUAUUAGCACAGGAAGAACUGAGGAAACUGUCAGAAGAAGCUUCUAAACAUGCAGGGGAAACUAAUGAAACUCUUGAGGAUUUCAGAAGAUUAAAGAAACUUCUUGCCGACGUGAGGUCCGAGUUGGUUUCUUCUCAGAAAUCUCUGGCAUCUUCUCGGCAGAAAAUGGAAGAACAAGAGGUGCAGUUGGAAAAGCAACUAGCAGAGCUGGAAGAACAGAAGAGAAGCAUUGUGUCUUACAUGGCGAGUUUGGAAGAUGCUCAUAUAGAAGUAGAGAGCGAGAGAGUAAAGCUUAGGGUUGCAGAGGCUCGAAACAAGGAGCUUGAACAGGACUUAGCCAUGGAGAAGGAGCUAAUGGAAGAGUUGCAAGAGGAAUUGAAGAAAGAGAGAUCUUCUCUGCAGCAGGCAACCCAGGAGAUGUCAUUUCUCCAGGAAGAGCUUGAGCAGAAAAACACUGAGUUUGAAGAGAUGCAUAAUAUUCUUCAGGUGAAAGAGUCAGAGUCUGUGGAUGCUAAGCUAGAAAUCCAGCAUUUGAAAUCUGAGCAGACCACUCUUCAGCUUAUCUUGGAGGAGAAAGACUUGGAACUCCUUAAUGCGAGGAAGAAGUUGGAGGAACUAAACCAGGAAAUUGGAGAGCUAAAGAUGCUUAUGAACAAUAGAGAGGAUCAGCUUAUCCAGGCCACAACUAUGCUGAAGGAGAAAGACAAACAUGUUCAGAUGAUGCAAGACGAUUUAUAUGAUGCAAAGCUAAAAUUUUCUGAAGCUGAAACUGUGGUAGAACGGAUUGUAGAGCUCACAAAUAAAUUGGUCAUGUCCACUAAGGUUGAGGACUCUGAUGUGAUGAGAGCAUUUGAUGACAUGGGUGACGAAUUUCUCCAGCAACUAUUUGGGAAAAAUAAGGAUGAUUUUAGCAUGCAUAAAAAACAACUUGAAACUGAGCUCAAGUUGACCACAGAAAGCUUAAGAAUGAAAGAAAAGGAAAUACUAGGUGUACAGAGGGCUCUAACAAUCAAAGACGAAGAGCUCAAAGCUGUUCUUGGGAGAUUAGGAGCAAGGGAGGAAGAACUGAAAAAGUUAAAAGAAGAAAUGAAAGAAGAAGAUGCUAAUGAUCUAAGGAAGCUUUACGCUUUGGCACAAGAGAGAAUUGGUGAUAGAAGUAUUGGGGACUUGGCAAUUGAGAAGCUUCAACUUGAGGCAGCUCAAUUGGAAGUUGAAGCUGCCACUUGUGCUCUUCACAAACUUGCAGAUAUGAGUCGAGUACUUUUAAAUAUGGUUAGUCUAAGCAUUGACACUGAUAGUGAUAUAGGAGUCUUCCCAGAAAAUGGCUGUGAUACUAGGAUAGGUGUUGCUGAGCAAAGUGAAUGUCCAACUGAGGUUUCGUUGGAAGUCACAAGGCUUUCAGCUUUGACUAAACAGCUUGUGCAAGAGGCUGGUAUUGUUGAUGCAGAAUAGACUGAUGUAUAUUCUCUGUCAUCAUCUUUUUUGUUUAACUUUUUAGUUUAUUUGUUUAUGUACAGUCUGUUUACGUUUUUAAGAUGCAAUUAUACUC
Messenger RNA from Quercus lobata, 2813 nucleotides. Its product is annotated as Myosin heavy chain-related protein. The record is from RefSeq and is a predicted model, not a curated record. The transcript is spliced from 2 exons. Gene Ontology annotation, biological process: reciprocal meiotic recombination. The coding region runs from base 386 to 2716 and encodes 776 amino acids. NCBI's taxonomy places the organism in Eukaryota, Viridiplantae, Streptophyta, Magnoliopsida, Fagales, Fagaceae.